Messenger RNA from Helianthus annuus (common sunflower), 2021 nucleotides. RefSeq names its product protein NRT1/ PTR FAMILY 4.3. The transcript has 6 exons. Gene Ontology annotation, biological process: transmembrane transport. Gene Ontology annotation, molecular function: transmembrane transporter activity. Gene Ontology annotation, cellular component: membrane. NCBI's taxonomy places the organism in Eukaryota, Viridiplantae, Streptophyta, Magnoliopsida, Asterales, Asteraceae. The record is from RefSeq and is a predicted model, not a curated record. Bases 89 to 1837 code for a protein of 582 amino acids.
UUUAUAUAAGCUUGGCUGAAACCUUUGCUUCCACCAUUUCUACAAUUUUUAGUUCUAUCUUGUAGCAGUCUCAAGAUCCCUAGUUAUCAUGGCUAUCUCUGAAACAGAUGUGCUGAUUAAUGGUAAGGUGGACUGGAAAGGAAGACCGGCAACAAAGAAUAAGCAUGGAGGCAUGCAUGCUGCGAUGUUCGUACUAGCAAUAUUUGCAUUCGAAAACAUGGCAAACUUGUGUCUGGGGGUGAACUUUGUGACUUAUUUUAAUGGGGUAAUGCAUUAUGACAUAGAUGAAGCAGCAAACCUUGUAACCAACUUUUUGGGCACUUGCUAUAUUCUUUCCAUCAUUAUGGCUUGUCUUGCUGAUGCCUACGUAGGACGAUUUAGAACUGUCGUUAUUGCGGCUUUUGUAGAAUGCGUGGCGCUUGCAUUGCUCACACUACAAGCACACUACCCAAAGCUCAAACCACCUCAAUGUAACAUCUUUUUGCCAACAUCAAACUGUGAGAAAGUGCAUGGAGGAAACACUGUGCUUCUAUUAGUUUCGAUCUACCUUCUGGCUUUAGGUAAUGGGGGUGUGAAAGCAGCAGUGCCAUCACAUGGAGCAGAUCAGUUUGAAGAAAAAGAUCUAAAAGAGGAGACACAGAUGUCAACUUUCUUCAAUUGGUUGUUACUAGGCCUUGCAUUGGGUGGUUCAAUUGGCCUAACUUUCUUUGUGUGGGUGCAAGACAACAAAGGCUUUGAUAGGGGAUUUGGGCUUUCGUUUAUCGCCAUGUUCUUGGGUGUAAUUAUCUUUGUUUUCGGAUUACCAUGGUAUCGUAUACAUGUUGCUCAAGGAAGCAGUGCCAUUACAGAAAUUAUACAGGUUUACGUUGCUGCUAUUAGAAAUCGAAAGCUUCGACUUCCCGAUGACCCUUCUGAACUCCAUGAGAUGCCCCUGGACAGCGAAGCUGCACUUCAUCAAGAAUUCUUACCUCACAGAGAUGUUUACAGGUGGCUAGACAAAGCAGCAAUUAGAUCUGGUAACAUUGAACAGUCUCAAAGUCCCUGGAAACUUUGUAGGGUUACACAAGUGGAAAAUGCAAAAAUCAUACUAGCAAUGGUUCCGGUUUUCUUGUGUACCAUUAUCAUGACACUUUGUUUAGCUCAACUCCAAACAUUUUCAGUUCAACAAGGAGGCACAAUGGAUAUUAAGCUAUCAAAUUCUUUUAAUAUGCCACCUGCAUCCCUCCCGAUAAUUCCUGUACUAUUCCUACUCAUUUUAAUUCCAAUCUACGACCAAAUCCUUGUCCCUUGGAUUCGUAAAUUUACCGGCAUUCCCACUGGCAUAACUCACUUACAAAGAGUAGGAGUUGGGCUUAUUCUAUCUGCAAUAUCAAUGACAAUUGCCGGUAUCGUGGAAGUAAAGAGAAAAAAUGUCGCUAAACACCACAACAUGCUAGAUGCGACCCCUGUGCUUCAACCAUUGCCCAUUAGUGUCUUCUGGUUAUCCUUCCAGUAUUUUGUUUUUGGUAUAGCUGAUAUGUUCACUUAUGUGGGACUACUUGAGUUUUUCUACUCACAAGCACCUCAAUCAAUCAAAUCUAUUUCCUCUUGCUUUCUUUGGAGCUCAAUGGCAUUUGGGUAUUACUUGAGUACUAUUACAGUGAAGAUAGUGAACCGGGCAACAAAAGGGAGCACAACAAGUGGAGGAUGGUUGGCCGGAAACAACCUAAAUCGGAAUCAUUUGGAAAAUUUUUACUGGCUUCUUGCCAUAUUGAGUUUGAUCAAUUUCACAGUGUAUCUAUUUGUUGCAAGGAAGUACAAGUACAGGCCACAAAGUCGUGAAGUUGAGGAUAAGUGAUAUGCACAUUAAGUGUGGGCUUCUAUAUCAUUCAAUAUGGGGGAAUUUACAAUAUGAGUGAAGUUAAAUAUUUCCUAAUCUAGUUAGACUUCAUAUUGUUUUUCUUCCUUUAAGUUGUAUGAUUUUCAUAUUGCAUGUACCUUUUAAGUUGAUAAAUGAUUGUGUGUUGUAAAUUGUUUGUUUA